Messenger RNA from Andrographis paniculata, 646 nucleotides. Its product is annotated as general transcription and DNA repair factor IIH subunit TFB5. NCBI's taxonomy places the organism in Eukaryota, Viridiplantae, Streptophyta, Magnoliopsida, Lamiales, Acanthaceae. The transcript is spliced from 3 exons. Gene Ontology annotation, biological process: nucleotide-excision repair, preincision complex assembly; transcription by RNA polymerase II; transcription initiation at RNA polymerase II promoter. Bases 197 to 409 code for a protein of 70 amino acids. Gene Ontology annotation, cellular component: transcription factor TFIIH core complex; transcription factor TFIIH holo complex. The record is from RefSeq and is a predicted model, not a curated record.
GAAAUUUUAAAAGUAGGUUGAAUCGAAUCCUCUGCCCUGCCCUUUAUCUGUUAGCUGUUGGCAUCCAGCGCGGUGUGAGUCUCGAGCGACUGGUGGAUUACAUUCUCAGCAGCGCAGCCUAGAAAUUUAAGCGAUUGAAAUCGUUUUGCCGAUUAGACUAGGAUUCUAUUGGUACGAGGUCAAGAGCUUAUCUACUAUGGUGAACGCCAUCAAAGGAUUGUACAUUUCAUGUGACAUUCCCAUGGCACAGUUCAUCAUCAACAUGAAUGCUGCACUACCUCAAUCUCAGAAGUUCAUUAUACAUGUCUUGGACAACACUCAUCUCUUUGUUCGCUCGGAUGUGGCUGGUAUGAUAAGGAGUGCCAUUGCAGAAUUCAGGGAGCAGAACACAUAUGAGAAGCCUUCUUGAUUUUGUACAUACAACCCCUUUACACAUUGUAUGGCUUUCGGUAUUUGGCUGAAACCAUUUAGUGUGCAGCGGAACUUAAAGCUCUGACAUUGCCCUGUUUGUGACAUGUACUCUGGCAAUUUUCUACCCAAAUAACACUUUUUUACCCCAUUGUUUGAACAGAGGAAUGCCUUAAUAUUGUUAUUUUGAAGCCAUUGUAAUAUUAAGAAAGAACAAAUAAAGCUCCUUGUGACUGCA